This is a messenger RNA of Sphaerulina musiva SO2202, 864 nucleotides long. RefSeq lists its product as uncharacterized. Lineage: Eukaryota; Fungi; Ascomycota; Dothideomycetes; Mycosphaerellales; Mycosphaerellaceae. The transcript is spliced from 2 exons. Bases 1 to 864 code for a protein of 287 amino acids. The record is from RefSeq and is a predicted model, not a curated record.
AUGACUAUGGCACUACCGCGAUCAUCGCCUGUUGUUGGUUCGAGACCGGCCUACUUGGACGGCCUGUACAGAGACACCCACAACACAUCAUCACCAUCAACAUCCACAUCAACUUCAACUUCAUCCUACAGAGAUGCACACUACCCAUUACAUUCCCACUCGAGCAGCUUUUCGACCAUUAGCACCGCUUCCUCGUAUAGCCUUCGAUCACCCCCGAGCGAGAAAUGCAACAGCGACACUCUCAGCAUUCGAAGCAAAAAGUCCUUGUCCUUCCUCAGUAGUCCCAAGAAGAGGUUUGGAUACAUCUUACAACGGCAUCAUCGACAUACCUUUCCCCAGACGUCGGAUGAAUUGCAGCGAUCCGCGUCUGUGAGUUCGAUAUACAGCCAACCACCAAGCUCCUCGAGUCCCUCGACGCCGAUACUGGAGGAGAAGGAGGACGAGGAAAAGAAAGAAGAGGCAGUAGAGGAAGAGACUUUUGUAGCGCCUCCAACAACAACACGACCUCCUCGACCAACUCUCCCAAGACUCCAAACGACUUUUGCGCCUCCCAAUUUUGGCCCACCAGCCCACGUGUUGGCGUAUGAGCGAAAAGCUUUACCGGCAAUUCCCAGGACGCAGAAAGCAGGUGCGCCUGUGCGACAUGAACGACUUCGACAAGCGUCCCGCUCACAACCACCACCAGCUACGAGACGCUAUGCUCCCGCAUACGAGGGGAAUCAUCAUGUCCCUGUGCCGACGGAUCUGGGCUGUUUGAAAUGCUAUUACUUUGUUGCGAGGAAUUGCAAUGGGUAUGUAUUAGGUGGGAAUUCUGGAGAUGCUUGCGAUACAUGCUUGUCUGCGGGUUUCUUCGGCACAAACUAA